Prunus armeniaca (apricot) is the source of this 387-nucleotide messenger RNA. NCBI's taxonomy places the organism in Eukaryota, Viridiplantae, Streptophyta, Magnoliopsida, Rosales, Rosaceae. The record is from the annotation of a GenBank genome assembly.
AUGAGAGCUUCCGGCAUUCGAAGCGAUUUUCGACGCGGGCUAACAGUAAUCGAGCGAUUUCCGGCAUUGCGAACGGCCAGAAAGGCCUUCGUCAAGGCGAUCGGUAGCAUAGCUCGUGGUCUUCUUCCAGAGCUUGAUUUAAGACUGACCAUAGGGUUCCGUUCGAUGUCUGAUAGCGAGUCAUUUUUCGAGCGUGAUCCCAAUGCGUUCGAUGGGGAGUCAUCAGACGAUCUUUUUGACUCCGACAGCGAUGCGGUAGGCCCCGAUGCCAAGGACGGAAGCGACACCGAUGUUGAGAUACUCGGUGAAGGCCAUAGCUCCAUUCCUUUACAUGGCAUCGGGAAGGGGGCUAAUGAUUGCACCGGUACCGUUGCCUAUUGUCUAUAG